AUGCUCUGCGACUGCUGUACUGGCAAAGUAAUCUUCUCCAGAGAGGAAAAAGAAGCAGUAAAGCUAGGAUUGCCUGUUUUUACUCACCGCAGAACAGAGGGCAAAAAGGAUAUUGCAAUUGAAAAAACUGAGGAAGAUAACAAAAAAACAGAUAACCCAAAAUACAAGAUGUUAAUCUGUUACCAGUACAGUGAAGAAUUGGAGCCAGAAAGCAGAAAUGGCCCUCUGCAUGACUCCUUCCAAAUGACAGACUGGUAAAUCAUGUACAAGUCA
Messenger RNA from Polypterus senegalus (gray bichir), 273 nucleotides. It is a transcript of the gene c5h1orf35, whose product is annotated as chromosome 5 C1orf35 homolog. The coding region runs from base 1 to 258 and encodes 85 amino acids. The transcript has 4 exons. The record is from RefSeq and is a predicted model, not a curated record. Lineage: Eukaryota; Metazoa; Chordata; Cladistia; Polypteriformes; Polypteridae.